Messenger RNA from Benincasa hispida (wax gourd), 692 nucleotides. RefSeq names its product auxin-responsive protein IAA32-like. Lineage: Eukaryota; Viridiplantae; Streptophyta; Magnoliopsida; Cucurbitales; Cucurbitaceae. Gene Ontology annotation, cellular component: nucleus. Gene Ontology annotation, biological process: regulation of DNA-templated transcription. The record is from RefSeq and is a predicted model, not a curated record.
AAUCUUUCCCUUUGAGAUCUGUGAAUGAAAAAUGGAGAGUAAUAAUGAGUUGAUUAUGAACAACCCUGUCUAUUGUGAAGGGAAAGGGGAAAAUGGGAUUAUAGAUUUAGGGCUUAGCCUAAGAACUUUGGAGCAACCAGAAGUGGGAAUUGAGGGAGGGUACAUGAAUUGGGGAGGACAGGAUUACUAUUGUUGUACUGAGGAAGAUGCAGAGGUUGUGCAGAGCAAACAGCAACAGAGGUGGGAUUAUGUUAAAGUCAAUAUGGAUGGUGUCAUUGUUGGUAGGAAAGUUUGCAUCUUUCAACAUGCUAGCUAUUCUACUCUUGCCCUUCAACUUGAAGAUAUGUUUGGUCGACAAUGUGAAUCUGGACUGAGGUUGUUUGAAAAUGAUUCUGAAUUCUCACUAUUUUACAAAGAUGGAGAUGAAAAUUGGAGGAGCGUUGGUGAUGUCCCAUGGAAGCAAUUUGUGGAAGGUGUGAAGAGGCUAAGAAUUGCUAGGAAAGAUGAGGCUUUUGUUGCCAUUCGUCAAAAUUAACUUACAUUUCAUGGAAAUGAACCCCCCAAAAUGCAACUUCUUAAUGGGAAUUUUAUUUUAUGUUAAAGUUGGAGGCAUCUGACAAUUUAUCUAAUUUAAAGAUCCUUUAUAACAAUAUCAGUUUUAUGGUGUAAACUCUACGUUCAACAUAAAUCUU